This is a messenger RNA of Astyanax mexicanus (Mexican tetra), 2731 nucleotides long. RefSeq names its product Fas cell surface death receptor (gene fas). The transcript has 8 exons. Gene Ontology annotation, molecular function: tumor necrosis factor receptor activity; protein binding. Bases 86 to 1003 code for a protein of 305 amino acids. Gene Ontology annotation, cellular component: external side of plasma membrane; membrane raft; CD95 death-inducing signaling complex. The record is from RefSeq and is a predicted model, not a curated record. Gene Ontology annotation, biological process: activation-induced cell death of T cells; negative regulation of apoptotic process; extrinsic apoptotic signaling pathway in absence of ligand. Lineage: Eukaryota; Metazoa; Chordata; Actinopteri; Characiformes; Acestrorhamphidae.
CUGGGGAGUUUCUGUAAUUUCCCCACUCAGUCUUACUUUAGACUGUCAGAGAAACAGACGGAAAGCCCAGAAACAAUCCAUCACGAUGCGGAACAGCGCGCUCCUCGGGUUCCUCUGCUUCUUUUGGGGCAUCAUCUGUUCAACGGAGGGUGUGAACAUAAUAGAGAUGCUCCGCAGGAAACGCCAGGCGUGUGAAAACGGCACCUACAAACAUGGGGAAUUAGAGUGCUGUCUCUGUCCUGAAGGUUUUUACCUAAAGGAGCACUGCACUACGUCAGGAACUUCAGGAAGCUGUGAGCGAUGUGAGAAAGAUUAUUACAGGGAUCGUCCGAACAGCAAGGAAAACUGUGAACCUUGUACAGUCUGCCAUGAGAAAUCUAACCGGAGGGUAAAGAAAGAAUGCACACCUAAUUCCGACAGAGUCUGCACCUGCCUAGAAGGUCACUACUGCGACCAGGGAGAUAAAUGCACAGUCUGCCACCGCUGCGACCAAUGUCAGGAUUCUACUAUAAAGGAAGCUUGCACUGCCACCAACAACACAGUGUGCAAGGAAAAGGAAGGAGAGUCCAAUGUGGCAGCCAUUGUGUUGCCCAUAGUGUUUAUAAUAGUUAUUAUUGCUGCUGCUGUGGUUACGUACUUCAGGAAAGAAAAGAAGCAUUGUUUUAGUGAACCACCCACUGAAACUGACACUGAGGUGCAAGACAUUCUACAAGAUGUGGAUUUAACACCUGUGCUGUCGGACAUCUCUAAAAAACUGGGCUGGCGAGUAGUAAAGGAAGUGACCCAACCUUUGGUGACUUCCGUUGACAUUGAGAAUGUACAGGGUGACUACCCUAAAAAUACAGAGGAGCAGACCGAACAACUCCUGAGGAUAUGGCACGAGAAACGUGGAUUAUCAAAAGCCUACAGUGAACUUGUCAAAAAUCUCAAACAAAAAGGUUACAAGGUAAAAGCCACUGAGGUGAAACGGAUUGUUGAAGAACACCUAAAAAACGUGGAGUAAUGAAAGAAUGAAAAAUUAAAAUCUGUAGAGUUUAUGCAGAAAUCUGUAGAGUUCAUGCAGAAAUAUUAAAAUACUCUAAAGAUAUUGUUUGAUAUUACUACAUAAAUUUUAAAUAUGCCCUGGAUGAAAAAAUAUAUUUUGAGUUCGGUACAUUCAGAGGAAGAUCCAGUGCAGCCAAAACAGAAUUGGAAAUCAGAUGAAUAUGGCGUUGUUGAUACUGGAGAGCAGCCUGUCACCUCCAGACUCUGCUAGAUAUGAAAAUAUGGGAUGCUACAAGAACCAGGCCUCAUUAUCAAAGGUUUUCUGUGUGAGUGUCUGGGGAAGAUUGUCCAUUGCCUUUUCAUUCAAAACAAACUGCACUACCUCAUUUGGGAAAGCACUGCCUUACUUGGUAAUAGGGAGAAUUUUGUAGAAGUGGAUGUGAGGCUCCAUCAACUGUUCCUCACUCCUUAUUUUUUAAAACCCAAUGUUUUCCAAGUUUAGCCGAGUCAAUUAACUCUGUGCCAUCUACCCACCUGGAGAGGGCAUGGGGCAAUUAAUUGUGCUCUCUCAGGCUCCAGCUGCUGAUGGCAAAGCAGCUUUGGGAUUCAAGUUUGUGGUCUUCAGGCAAUAGUGUCAGUGCCAUGGUCUUCCAAGCCACCAAAAGCCCCACUUCUGUUCCUUUGAUUUGUUUUACAAAUAUUUAUCAGAUUUUAGAGACAUAUCUUAAAAAUGUGGACACAGUGUGGGUUUGCUGUUCACAUGUUCACACAGAAACAAAUCUGUCGAAUAUAAAAAAUAGAGCCAUUUUAGCUGUAUUAAAGAUUUGUUUCACUUUUUUGUAUGUAUAUAUUUACUUGCUUGUUUAUACAGAAUAUGUAUAUGGAUGCCCCUUAAUUGCAAGAAAUGAUAGACAGACAGACAGAUACCUAUAUGUAUAGGUACAUAGGUAUGUACACAUAUCUGCAUGCUCAUCCAUAAUUGUGGUUGAGUAAAUGUAAAAGCAAAUGGGUUGUGAAUGCUUAUUGAUCAGAAUGGGUUUUGAAGGCUUGCCAGUUUGGCAUUUAUUGCCAGCUUUGUGGGUAAAAGUGGUUUGAGCAGAAAAAGGUGAACUGAAAAGUAUUAUGCAGGAGGUUUUAAUGUUAUGGCUGAUCUGCAUGGUCUUUUUUGCUUCAGAAUUACAAUUUCGCUAUAGGUUUGGGGUUAUGUGCUUCAAAUGUUUAUCUUUUGGGUUCACUUUUUAAUGUUUUAUACUCUGUUAAAAUAAAGCAGAUCAGGGGCUUUAUUUUAGUGAUUUUAGCUUGAUUUAGGGCGUGUCAGUGUGUCUUUGCUAUCAUAACUACUGGAAAAGGACACAUUGCGUGGCCCGAAAUGCACAAAAGGCAUGUACUAAUUCUCUUAAUUAAUCAUGGGUGUGUUUCGGGCAUAAAAUGCUUUUAAAACCAGGUGUGCUCUGAAUUUGGCAGAUUGCUAUUUUAACAGUGCAGCUACCUGGGUGUGUCCAGGACUUCUCAGCAGUGAAAACUAACAUGCUUGUGCACCCUCGUUCUUUCUGUUUAUUGUUUAUGUUUAUUGUUUAUUGUGCGUCUAUUUAACUUUUCAUUUUAAUGUAAGAUUACUAUUGCUUCUUGUUUAAUAUAAACAAUGCUUGUAAAGUUGAAUGGAGCUAUUUUGUUACAUCUUCAAAUUAAAAUAAAAAUAAUAAAAAUGUUUUAUGUUUUAUGUACACAAUAAAAAAGUUGUACGCGA